This is a messenger RNA of Callithrix jacchus (white-tufted-ear marmoset), 8959 nucleotides long. NCBI's taxonomy places the organism in Eukaryota, Metazoa, Chordata, Mammalia, Primates, Cebidae. The record is from RefSeq and is a predicted model, not a curated record.
GGGUCGCGCCGCGGCUUCCGGCCGGAAAGCCAAUGAAACGCAGCUCCGAGCGCCGGCCUUCACCGCUCCGCCCGCGCCUGCGCCCUCCGCGGGCCAAAAGCCGCGGCGCCUGACCAGAAAAAUACCUCCUAGCUGCCUGGUUUAGGAGAGGUUGUGAAAGACGACGAACAUCUUUGCCUUUGUAUAGCAUACUGUGUUUCCUGCUUGGAUUGGAUUUUUUUUUUUUUAGACAGAUUUUCGCUCUGUCUCCAGGCUGGAUUGCAAUGGAGUGAUCUCGGCUCACUGCAAUCUACGCCUCUCGAUUCAAGCCAUUCCCCUGCCUCAGUCUACCGAGUCAUGCCCCAGUCAAUACCUAAAAUGUCAUCUAAAUUUUAUCUCAGAGCCUAAAUCAAUCUCGAAGGGAAGGAGAGAGAAAAGAAGAAAAAUCAUUACCUACAGCACUUGAGAGAAGGAUAAGAACUGAGAAACAGUUCAAGAAUGACCUACAGCCAUCUGGUCUUCAACACAAUUGACAAAAACAAGCAAUGGCAAAAAAUUCCCUAUUCAAUAAAUGGUGCUGGGAUAACUAGCUAGCCAUAUACAGAAGAUUAAACUGGACUCCUUUCUUAUACCAUAUACAAAAAUCAACUCAAAAUGGAUUAAAGACUGAAUUGUAAAACUAAAACUAAAAACCUUGGAAAGUAACCUAGGAAAUACCAUUCUGGGCAUAGAAUCUGGCAAAAAUUUGUCAUCAUGAGAAUGCCAAAAGCAAUUGCAACAAAAACAAAAAUUGACAAAUGUGACCUAAUUAAAGAAUUUCUGCACAGCAAAAUAAACUAUCAACAAAGUAAGCAGACAACCUACAAAAUGGGAGAAACUAUUUUAAAACUAUGAAUUUAACAGAGGUCUAAUAUCCAGAAUCUAUAUGGAAUUUAAACAAAUUAAUAAGCAAAAAACAACCUCAUUAAAAAGGCAAAGGACAUAAACACUUCUCAGAAGGAGAUAUAUAUGUGGCCAAGAAGCAUAUAAAAAAAUGCUCAACAUCACUCAUCAUUACAGAAAUGCAAAUCAAAACCACAUUAAGAUACCAUCUUACACCAGACAGAAUGAGUAUUAUUAAAAAGUCAAAAAACAACAGAUGCUGGCAAGGUUGCAGAGAAAAGGAACACAUAUACACUGCUGGAGGGAAUGUAAAUUAGUUCAGCCAUUAUAGAAAGCAGUUUGGUAAUUUCUCAAAGAACACAAAGCGUAAUUAUGUUUUGAACAGCCAUUAUAGAAAGCUGUUUGGUGAUUUCCAAAAGAACAUAAAGCAAUCCCAUUAUUGAGAAUAUAUCCAAAGGAAUAUAAAUCAUUCUACUAUAAAGACACAGCACUCCCAUGUUUAUUGCAGCACUGUUCACAAUAUCAAAGAUGUGGAAUUUUCCCUAAGUGCCCAUCAACAGUAGACUGGAUAAAGAAAAUGUGUUACAUAUACACCAUGGAAUACUAUGCAACCAUAAAAAAGAACAAGAUCGUGUCCUUUACAGCAAUAUGGAUGGAGCUGUACGCCAUUAUCCUAAGUAAACCAACACAGGAACAGAAAACCAAAUAUCACAUGUUCUCACAAGUGGAAGCAAAACACUGAGUAAAUAUGGACACAAAGGAGACAGCAGACACUGGAACCUACUUGUGGGUGGAGGGAGAGAGAGGAGAGUAAGGAUUGAAAAACCACCUGUCACAUACCAUGCUUUUUACCUGGGUGGAGAAAUAAUCUGUACACCAAACUGCCAUGACACACAAUUUACCUAUAUUACAAACAGACACAUGUACCCCUGAACCUAAUGCAAAUUUUUUUUUAAAUGGCAAGUAAAAGAUAGAUAAAACUUAAAACUGGAAGCCAUAUACAGCAUCCUCCAGAACUGGGAGAUAAAUUGAGGCUAGGUGUCUGAGAAACCAGGUUAUCCAGUGAUUCUUACUAUCUCUUUUCCUUUUACUCUGAAGAAGUGCUUCAACGUACAAGUGUGCUAUUUUUUCUCCAUUUAAAAAAAAAAUUAUCAACCCCCAUUACUGCACCAUUUCUUUCCUUUGCUUUAGAGCAGAACUCCUUAAAAGAAAUGACUGUUGAUACUCACUUAAGUGAUUCAAGUUUCAGCUCUUAGGAACAAUACUGCAAUUAACACUGUUAUAUAUUCUCCUGAUAUGUAUAUGCUAAAGUUUCUCUUGGAUAGAUACAAGGAAAUGACAUUGCUGGAUCAUAGAAAUAUGAGUCUUCCAUUUUUCAAAAUAAUCCCAAGGUAUUUUCCAAUGGUUAAACAAAUUUGCACUCUAUUCAGCAAUACACCGUUGAAUAGAUCUCUCCAAUACUUAGUACUGUCUGUCUCAAUUUUUGUCAGGCAAAUAGGUGUAAAGAAUUAUCUCACUAGUGUUUAUUUAUAACAGCAGUGUUCACAAUAGACAAAAGGCAGAAACAGCCCAAAUGUCCAUCAUCUGAUGAAUGAAUAAACAAAUGUGAUCUAUCUAUACAAUGGAAUUACUCAGCAAUAAAAAAGAAGAAAGUGGGAAAGGGAAGAUGAUGGUUAGGAGACAGGGCUGAUGUGCAGUUCCCACUGGAUGGACAGAACAGUGUGUGGAGAUUCAUACCAUGAAUUUUGCUCCAGGAACCACUGUGGGAGCAUAUCAGGAAAACCAAAACAAAUCACAGAUCCUUUAAAAUAAGUGGCAGGCCACUGCAAAUUCUACAAGACAGGUGAAAAACUCUGGUGCUGCCUCAAAAGCACCACCUCCUGGCUGGAGGCCAACCAGUUUAGGACAUUACUGCAAUUCAUGACUGAACAACCCUGAUGGGAGGAAGGAGAAAACAAUAGCUAAUUCCACUGCCUGCAACAUCCUGGCUAACCAGUGGUUCUGAAUCUGUCCACCUGACAACUUCAUUGCUGGCAUACACAGCAUUUGAGAAAACAGGCACACUAAACAUAUCUACAACCAAGGACUCUCACAGAGUCUGUGUCACUCCGCUACCAUCUCCACCAGAACAUGUGCUGGUAUCCACAUCUGGUAGACCUAAAAACUAAUUGCAUCACAGGACUCUUCUCAGACAUUCUCCAGCACCAGCCCAGAGCCUGUUAGCCCUGCUAGAUGGCCAGACCCAGAAGAACAAUAACAAUCACUGAAGUCUGGCUUGCCAGAGCCCCAUCUUUAGGGGAAGGGGGAGUGCACCACAUCAAGGGAUCACCCUGUGGGACAAAAGAAUCUGAACAGCAGCCCUUGAGUUUCAGAUUGUUCCACUGAAAUAGUCUACACAAAUCAGCAGGAAUCAGAAAAGUUAUUCUGAUAUUAUGACAAAACAAGUUUCUAUAACACCCCCAAAAAACUACACUAGCUCCCAGCAACGGAUCCAAAGCAACAAGAAAUCUCAGAAUUGCCAGAUUAAAAAUUCAGAAGGGUGAUUAUUAAACUACUCUAAAAGAUAACAGAGAAAGAAAUUUUAAAAAACAAUACAGAGUAUGAAUGAAAAAUGCUCCAGAGAAAUAGAUAUCAUAAAGAAAAAACAAUCACAAUACUUGGAAAUGAAAGACACACUUAGAGAAAUACAAAAUGCACUGGAAAGUUUCAACAAUAGAAUCAAACAAGUAGAAGAGCUUCAGAGCUCGGAGACAAGGCUUUCAAAUUAACCUGUCAGACAAGGACAAAGAAAAAGGAUUUUUAAAAAAAAUGAAGAGGCCGGGUGCAGUGGCUCAUGCCUGUUAUCCCAGCACUUUGGGAGGCCAAGGCGGGCGAAUUGCCUGAGGUCAGGAGUUCAAGAUCAGCCUGGCCAACAUCGUGAACCCCUGUCUCUACUAAAAAUACAACAAACCCUGUCUCUACUAAAAAAAUUAGCCAGACGUGGUGGCAUAUGCCUGUAAUCCCAGCUACUCAGGAGGCUGAGGCAGGGGAAUUGCUUGAUCAAGGGAGGUGGAGGUUGCAGUGAGCCAAGAUUGCACCCACUGCACUCCAGCCUGGGCAACAGAGUAGGAUUCCAUCUCAAAAAUAAAUAAUUAAUUAAUUAACAAAGCCUCCAAGAAAGUUGAGAUUAUGUUAAAACAACCAAACUUAAGAAUAAUUGGUGUUCCUGAGGAAGAAGAGAAAUCUAAAAGUUUGGAAAACAUAUUUGAAGGAAUAAUCAUGGAAAACUUCCCUGGCCUCACUAGAGAUCUAGACACCCAAAUACAGGAAGCUCUAAGAACAACUGGGAAAUUCAUCACAAAAAGAUCAUCACCCAGGCACAUAGUCAUCAGGUUAUCUAAAGUCAAGAUGAAGGAAAGAAUCUUUUUUUCUUCUUUUUUUUUUUCUAAGACAGGGUUUUACCAUGUUGGCCAGGCUGGUCUUGAACUCCUGACCUUAGGUGAUCCGCCCACCUCAGCCACCCAAAGUGCUGAGAUUACAGGUGUGAGCCACUGCAGGAAAGAAUCUUAAGAGCUGUGAGGCAAAAGAAUCAGGUAACCUAUAAAAGAAAACCUAUCAGAUUAACAACAGAUUUCUCAGCAGAAACCUUACAGGCCAGAAGGGACUGGAUUUAUCUUUAGCCUCCUCAAACUAAAUAAUUGCCAGCCAAGGAUUUUGUAUCUAGCAAAACUAAGCUUCAUAAAUGAAGGGAAAAUAAAGUAUUUUUCAGACAAACAAAUGCUGAGAGAAUUCACCACUACCAUGCCAGCACUGUGGGUCAAGAUGGCCAGAGGGAGACCUAUGGUAAUGCUAGCUAAAUAAUUAUAGCUUGCUUGGCUGAGAGUACACAGAAGUUUAUACAAUGAACUAAACUAUAUUAUUGGUGCAGUUAAUUAGAAAUCAAGCGGCAAUAGGAGGCCUAAGGUAAAGACCAUCUGAGAGCUCAGUAACACCAGGGAACACCUCGGGGUGGUUGCAGAGCUGGCAAUACUGCUCUGGUCCCACGAAUGCCUUCAACAUGGAGACUGCAUGAGGGCCUCAUAAAGAGGGCUUAUGCAUAGAACUCUGAGAAGAGAGGCGACCUCUGCUCACAAAAUCUGGGAGGGUCUUUGCAGAUGGGAGCUGGCAAGGAGGAGAAAAGCCUUGCAGGGCAGAGAUCACAGAACGCCUCAGGCUCUGCCUAGGUUCUCGGAAUAUGGAGUGAUUUUAAUUGCUCUCUGUCCUCAAUGCUAGGGAGAUAAAAAGCCCCUUGAUGUAUUGGGUGUGGUCAGACCUGGUGGAUCCUCAUCAGCUAUACUUCUGAUGCAGCCGCACCCAAUUGCUCUCUGUCCUCAAUGCUAGGGAGAUAAAAAGCCCCUUGAUGUAUUGGGUGUGGUCAGACCCGGUGGCUCCUCAUCAGCUAUACUUCUGAUGCAGCCGCACCCUGAUAACAAUCUGAUAAACUCAGAGUACUAGUUUAGCAUGUUUUAGAAGGAUCUCAAAUGCUGUUAAAUGCUCAGAGCACUAAUUUAAAAUGUCUUAGAAGGAUUAUAAAUGCUCUCCCCUGAUAUCUUACCCCUUCAACCUCCCCAAUAAGAUUAUGAACACAAUAAAAGUGUUUAGAGCCCAACACAAUUCCCAUGCUUGCCCUGGUGCCCUGGACCCAUGCUGUAAAUUCUACUCUUGUGUCUCUGUCUUUAUUUCCUUUUCUCAAUACCUCCUCACUGCCAAUACUAAGGGCACCCACGUUUGGGGUUGGGGAUGGUACCCAAUAAGCACUACAAGAAUUGCUAAAAGGAGAUCUAAAUCUUGAAACAAAACCUUUAAAUACACCAAAAUAGAAACUCCUUAAAACAUAAAUCUCACGGGGCCUAUAAAACAAUAACACAACGAAAAAAGGUAUUCAGGCAACAGCCAGCAUUAUGAAUAAAACAGUACCUCAAAUCUCAGUACUAAUGUUGAAUGUAAAUGGCCUAAAUGCUCCACUUAAAAUAUUCGGAAUGGGCCGGGGGUGGUGGCUCACACCUGUAAUCCAAGCACUUUGGAGGCCAAGGCGGGCGGAUCACCUGAGGUCGGGGGUUCAAGACCAGCCUGACCAACAUGGUGAAACCCGUCUUAAAAAAAACUUUUUUCAGAAUGACAGAAUGGAUAAAAAUCCACCAAACAAGUAUCUGAUGUCUUCAAGAUACUCACCUAAUGCACAGGGACUCACAUAAAUCUAAAAGAAAGUGGUGGAAAAAGAGUUCAUGCAAAUGGAAACCAACAGUGAGCAGAAGUAGUUAUUCUUAUAUCAGUCAAACAAAUUUUAAAGAAAAAACAGUUUAAAAAGAUAAAGAGGGACAUUAAAUAAUGAUUUAAAAAAUAAGUCCAACAGGAAAAUACCACAAUCCUAAAUAUAUAUGCACCUAAAACAAGAGGUCCCAAAUUUAUAAAACAAUUAUUACUAGACAUAAGAAAUGAGAUAGAUGGCAACACGAUAAUAGUGGGGAACUUCAGUACUCCACUGACACCACUAGACAGGUCAUCAAAACAGAAAAUCAACAAAGAAACAGUGAAUUUAAGCUAUACUCUAGAACAAAUGGACUUAUCAGAUAUUUAUAGAACAUUCUACCCAACAACUGCAGAAUAUGCAUUCUUUUCAUCAGCACAUGGAACAUUCUUCAAGAUAGACCAUAUGAUAGGUCAUAAAACAAAUAUCAAUAAAUUUUUAAAAAUUGAAAUUAUAUCAAGUACUCUCUCAGACUACAGUGGAAUAAAAUUGGAAAUUAACUCCAAAAGGAACUCUCAAAACUAUACAAAUACAUGGAAAUUAAAUACAUGCUCCUGAAUGAUCUUUGGGUUAACAAUGAAAUCAAGAUGGCAAUUUAAAAAUUCUUUGAACUGAAUGGUAAUAGGGACACAACUUAUCAAAGCCUCUGGGAAACAGUAAAAGUGGUGCUAAGAGGAAAGCUAAUAGCAUUAAAUGCCUACAUCAAAAAGUCUGAAAAGCAUAAAUAAUAUAAGGUCACACUUCAAGAAACUGGAAAAACAAGAACAAACCAAACCCAGAUCCAGCAGAAGAAAAGAAAUAACAAAAGAUCAGAGCAGAGCUAAAUGAAUUUGAAACCAAAAAACAAUACAAAAGUUAAAUGAAACAAAAAGCUUGUUCUUUGAAAAGAUAAACAAAAUUGAUAGACCAUUAGCAAAGUUGACCAAGAAAAGAAAGAUCCAAAUAAGCUCAAUUAGAAGUGAAACAGAAGGGGAAGGUGGAGGCGGAGGAGGGCAGGCAGUUGCAUCCUAGCGAGUGGGGAGUGCGAGACCUCCUCCGCUCCAGCUAGCUGGGUGAAUGGCGCGCUCACGGCCCCGUAACGCCGAGCGUGGAUAAAAUAUGCUAGGACUGCGCUUCUCGGGCUCAUCAAGGCUGCGGGAGCCUCCCCGAGCCAUCAUCCUUCGUAAUUGCAACCGUCAAUCAACACUUUAAGACAAAGUCAGAACCGGGAAGAGCGAGCUCUGGAGACCCGUCUCGUCGGAAAGAAAAAGAUGGAGGGGAGGUGGGGGGAAAGGAGAGAAGUUUGCCAGAAGUUGGCAGAGGGAGUGCAGAGAAAUUGAGAAGGCGCAAGGUAGUUGAAUAGAGCUGUAUCCCCGACCCCACCACCGACUCCCAGGCCUCCCUGGUUCUAGUCUCUGGUCUCCGCCACCAGUUACAGUUCCCGCAGCGGUGCUGGGCUUCAGGACCGACACGGACCCCCCAUCCCCGCCCGCGGCCGCCUUGUCAUGCUGCCCAAAGUGGAGACGGAAGCCCUGGGACUGGCUCGAUCGCAUGGGGAACAGGGCCAGAUGCCGGAAAACAUGCAAGUGUCUCAAUUUAAAAUGGUGAAUUACUCCUAUGAUGAAGAUCUGGAAGAGCUUUGUCCCGUAUGUGGAGAUAAAGUGUCUGGGUACCAUUAUGGGCUCCUCACCUGUGAAAGCUGCAAGGGAUUUUUUAAGCGAACAGUCCAAAAUAAUAAAAGGUACACAUGUAUAGAAAACCAGAACUGCCAAAUUGACAAAACACAGAGAAAGCGUUGUCCUUACUGUCGUUUUCAAAAAUGUCUAAGUGUUGGAAUGAAGCUAGAAGCUGUAAGGGCCGACCGAAUGCGUGGAGGAAGGAAUAAGUUCGGGCCAAUGUACAAGAGAGACAGGGCCUUGAAGCAACAGAAAAAAGCCCUCAUCCGAGCCAAUGGACUUAAGCUAGAAGCCAUGUCUCAGGUGAUCCAGGCUAUGCCCUCUGACCUGACCAUUUCCUCUGCAAUUCAGAACAUCCAUUCUGCCUCCAAAGGCCUACCUCUGAACCAUGCUGCCUUGCCUCCUACAGACUACGACAGAAGUCCCUUUGUCACAUCCCCCAUUAGCAUGACAAUGCCCCCUCACGGCAGCCUGCAAGGUUACCAAACAUAUGGCCACUUUCCUAGCCGGGCCAUCAAGUCUGAGUACCCAGACCCCUAUACCAGCUCACCCGAGUCCAUAAUGGGCUAUUCGUAUAUGGAUAGUUACCAGACAAGCUCUCCAGCAAGCAUCCCACAUCUGAUACUGGAACUCUUGAAGUGUGAGCCAGAUGAGCCUCAAGUCCAGGCUAAAAUCAUGGCCUAUUUGCAGCAAGAGCAGGCUAACCGAAGCAAGCACGAAAAGCUGAGCACCUUUGGGCUUAUGUGCAAAAUGGCAGAUCAAACUCUAUUCUCCAUUGUGGAGUGGGCCAGGAGUAGUAUCUUCUUCAGAGAACUUAAGGUAUGUCACCACCUAUUACAACUUACAGUACCCCUUUUAAGAGAGACCUAUGUUCCUAAUUAAUACAUGUUUGGUGCUGAAAAUGUGUUUUCCUUCAUUUUCUACUUUGUAUGAUUUACAGAGUAGACGUAAUUUUACUGCCUUGACUUCAGGACUCUGGGAGCUUAACUUUAUGGGGCUUUGAUUCUGGGUAGCUCUUAAUUGGCGGGGGAUGGCAUUUAACAUAAAUAUAGGAAACUUGGGCUUUUUUUCUAAAUACUAGAACAUCUGUAUUCCUUUUAAUUCAGAUGGUUCGUGGCUUAACAAAUUUACAGUCAAUGUGAAAUAGCACCUCGUAAACUAUUUUUCUUGAAAGUUA